Messenger RNA from Apodemus sylvaticus (European woodmouse), 3818 nucleotides. It is a transcript of the gene Myo1f, whose product is annotated as myosin IF. The transcript is spliced from 28 exons. The record is from RefSeq and is a predicted model, not a curated record. Gene Ontology annotation, cellular component: vesicle; cytoplasm; myosin complex. Gene Ontology annotation, biological process: vesicle transport along actin filament; actin filament organization. NCBI's taxonomy places the organism in Eukaryota, Metazoa, Chordata, Mammalia, Rodentia, Muridae. The coding region runs from base 135 to 3431 and encodes 1098 amino acids. Gene Ontology annotation, molecular function: microfilament motor activity; ATP binding; actin filament binding.
UUGCAAGAGGAACUAGGGCCAGGAGCCUGUGACAGAGCAGUGGGUGAAGGAGGAGAGCCAUGUCAGAGCCACCCCCAAGAACCCUCUAGCCUCACCCCUGUCAUUACCCACAGGAGCCUAGACACCAUCUCACCAUGGGCAGCAAGGAGCGCUUUCACUGGCAGAGUCACAAUGUGAAGCAGAGUGGUGUGGAUGACAUGGUGCUGCUGCCCCAGAUCACCGAGGACGCCAUUGUGAGCAACCUCCGCAAACGCUUCAUGGACGACUACAUCUUCACAUAUAUUGGCUCAGUGCUAAUCUCUGUAAACCCCUUCAAGCAGAUGCCCUACUUCACUGACCGAGAAAUUGACCUCUAUCAGGGUGCGGCUCAAUAUGAGAAUCCUCCGCACAUCUAUGCCCUCACCGACAACAUGUACCGGAAUAUGCUGAUCGACUGUGAGAACCAGUGUGUCAUCAUCAGUGGGGAGAGCGGAGCUGGGAAGACAGUGGCUGCUAAAUACAUCAUGGGCUACAUCUCCAAGGUGUCUGGUGGGGGAGACAAGGUCCAGCACGUCAAAGACAUAAUCCUACAGUCAAACCCACUGCUUGAGGCUUUCGGCAAUGCCAAGACUGUGCGCAACAACAAUUCCAGCCGCUUUGGAAAGUACUUUGAGAUCCAAUUCAGCCGAGGCGGAGAACCAGACGGAGGCAAGAUCUCCAACUUCCUGCUGGAAAAGUCUCGUGUGGUCAUGCAGAAUGAGAAUGAGAGGAAUUUCCACAUCUACUACCAGCUUCUGGAAGGGGCCUCCCAGGAGCAGCAGCAGAACCUUGGACUCAUGACGCCAGACUACUAUUACUACCUCAACCAAUCAGACACCUACAAGGUGGAAGGCACUGAUGACCGAAGUGACUUCAGUGAGACCCUGAACGCCAUGCAAGUCAUCGGGAUCCCGACCAGCGUGCAGCAGCUCGUCUUGCAGCUCGUGGCAGGGAUCCUGCACCUGGGGAACAUCAGCUUCUGUGAGGAAGGGAAUUAUGCCCGUGUGGAGAGUGUAGACCUCUUAGCUUUCCCAGCCUACCUGCUUGGCAUAGACAGUGGGCGACUACAAGAGAAGCUGACCAGCCGUAAGAUGGACAGCAAAUGGGGUGGACGCAGCGAGUCCAUUGACGUGACCCUCAAUGUGGAACAGGCAGCCUACACUCGGGACGCCCUGGCCAAGGGACUCUAUGCCCGCCUCUUCGACUUCCUGGUGGAGUCCAUCAACCGUGCUAUGCAGAAGCCUCAGGAAGAAUACAGCAUCGGCGUGCUUGACAUCUAUGGCUUUGAGAUCUUCCAGAAAAAUGGCUUUGAACAGUUCUGCAUCAACUUCGUGAACGAGAAGCUGCAACAGAUUUUUAUUGAGCUCACCCUGAAGGCAGAGCAGGAGGAGUAUGUGCAAGAGGGCAUCCGCUGGACCCCCAUCGAAUACUUCAACAACAAAGUUGUGUGUGACCUCAUCGAAAACAAGCUGAACCCGCCAGGUAUCAUGAGCGUGCUGGACGAUGUGUGUGCAACGAUGCACGCUACCGGUGGCGGCGCGGACCAGACACUGCUACAAAAGCUGCAAGGCGCAGUGGGCAGCCACGAGCACUUCAACAGCUGGAGCGCGGGGUUUGUCAUCCACCACUAUGCAGGCAAGGUUUCCUAUGAUGUCAGUGGCUUCUGUGAGAGGAACCGAGAUGUACUGUUCUCUGAUCUUAUAGAACUGAUGCAGUCCAGUGACCAGGCCUUCCUACGGAUGCUCUUUCCUGAGAAGCUGGAUGUAGACAAGAAGGGCCGCCCCAGUACUGCUGGCUCCAAGAUCAAGAAACAAGCCAACGACCUGGUGUCCACGCUGAAGAAGUGCACACCCCACUACAUCCGCUGCAUCAAACCUAACGAGACCAAGAGGCCCAGGGACUGGGAGGAAAGCAGGGUGAAGCACCAGGUGGAGUACCUGGGCCUGAGGGAGAACAUCCGCGUGCGAAGGGCAGGCUUCGCCUACCGUCGGCAGUUCUCCAAGUUCCUGCAAAGGUAUGCCAUUCUGACCCCUGAGACAUGGCCACGGUGGCGUGGAGAUGAACGCCAGGGUGUCCAGCACCUGCUUCGUGCUGUCAACAUGGAGCCAGACCAGUACCAGAUGGGGAGCACCAAGGUCUUUGUUAAGAACCCCGAGUCGCUUUUCCUCCUGGAAGAGAUGCGAGAGAGGAAGUUUGACGGCUUCGCCCGCACUAUCCAGAAAGCCUGGCGGCGCCACGUCGCAGUCCGAAAGUAUGAGGAGAUGCGAGAAGAAGCUUCCAACAUCCUACUGAACAAGAAGGAACGGAGGCGGAACAGCAUCAACCGGAACUUCGUCGGGGACUAUCUGGGGCUGGAGGAGCGGCCCGAGCUGCGCCAGUUCCUGGCCAAAAGGGAACGAGUGGACUUUGCUGACUCAGUCACCAAGUAUGACCGCCGCUUCAAGCCCAUCAAACGGGACUUGAUCCUGACCCCAAAGUGUGUGUAUGUGAUUGGGAGAGAGAAGGUAAGAAGGGGACCAGAGAAGGGUCUGGUGCGUGAAGUCCUGAAGAAGAAACUGGAGCUCCAGACCCUCCGUGGGGUGUCCCUCAGCACCCGACAGGAUGACUUCUUCAUCCUUCAAGAAGAGGCCGCCGACAGCUUCUUAGAAAGCAUCUUCAAGACCGAGUUUGUCAGCCUUCUGUGCAAACGCUUUGAAGAGGCAGCGCGCAGGCCCCUACCCCUCACCUUCAGUGACCUACUACAGUUCCGGGUGAAGAAAGAAGGCUGGGGAGGAGGCAGUACCCGAAAUGUCACCUUCUCUCGCGGGACAGGUGACUUGGCUGUGCUCAAGGCUGGGGGUCGAGCUCUCACUAUCAGCAUUGGGGACGGAUUGCCUAAGAGCACCAAGCCUACACGGAAGGGGUUAGCCCAGGGAAGACCUCGAAGGCCUGCCCAGGCUCCCACUCGAGCAGCUCCUGGGCCCCCCAGAGGCCUGAAUCGAAAUGGGAUACCACCCUCCUCCCAGGGAAGGUCCCUGCCCCUGGAGAUCACAUCUGGCAGGAGUUCCCAGAGGCCUCCACGGGGUCCUCCAUCCUCAGCCCUAGGAGCCAGCAGACGCCCUCGUGCACAGCCACCUUCAGAGCAUAACACAGAAUUCCUUAAUGUGCCUGACCAGGGUGUGGCAGGCAUGCAAAGGAAGAGAAGCAUAGGGCAGAGACCUGUGCCAGGAGUGGGCCGGCCUAAGCCCCAACCACGGACACACGGCCCAAGGUGCCGGGCGCUGUACCAAUACGUAGGUCAGGAUGUGGAUGAGCUGAGCUUUAACGUGAAUGAAGUCAUCGAGAUCCUCAUGGAAGAUUCUUCUGGCUGGUGGAAGGGUCGGCUUCAUGGCCAGGAAGGUCUCUUUCCAGGAAACUAUGUGGAGAAGAUCUGAUCGUCCAUCCACCAGCCUGCCUGCUUGCCUGCCUGGGAGCCAAACCCUGCCAGUGUGAGCCUUGGUUAUCCUGUCUGCACUGGCCAGAAUACUCAGGCUUGUGGCCUCCAGCCCAGUGGGGUCCCCGUGUGUGGAGGAUCACCACUGUAGCGCCCUGUGCCUGGUACUGCCUUCCCAUGGGUUGAAUUGCUGUCUAAGUCUCCAUGUUAUCAUGUGUCCAAAAGUACUUGCUGCAGAAUCUACCUCCCAGCCGCCUGUGUAUAUGAAACAAAUCAUGUCCUGCCUUGUGAGCAAAGUGUUGUGCACUGCCCAAAGUGAGGGGAUGUUGACAGUUAGACCUCUCCACUUUCUCUCAUCACUGAGGCAAUAAACAUGUGUCAGGUACAA